Gambusia affinis (western mosquitofish) is the source of this 2512-nucleotide messenger RNA. RefSeq names its product proprotein convertase subtilisin/kexin type 9 (gene pcsk9). The coding region runs from base 230 to 2260 and encodes 676 amino acids. NCBI's taxonomy places the organism in Eukaryota, Metazoa, Chordata, Actinopteri, Cyprinodontiformes, Poeciliidae. Gene Ontology annotation, biological process: proteolysis. The transcript is spliced from 12 exons. Gene Ontology annotation, molecular function: serine-type endopeptidase activity. The record is from RefSeq and is a predicted model, not a curated record.
GCAGAUGGUUGGAGGUUGUCAUCAGACUGUGUGGCACGCAGGACGCGCAGCAGCGCCCGGGGAUGGCGGCACACCGACAACAUCUGCAGAAGUCAGACUGAAAUAAUAAUAAAAAAACUCUAAUCAGGGAUUUCCUUUUAAAUAUUUAAUCUGGGGAUUUUAAAAUUAUAUAUAUAUAUAUAUUUUUUUUUAAAUUAAAGAAAAGAGAGAAGAAAACGAGGUGUGCAGAAUGCGCCCCGUUUCUGGAUGGAUCGGCUGGGCGCUGUGUGUGUGCGCAUCAUGUUCAGCGGUGUGCGCGCAGGACCGCACUGAGGACGACGAGACGGUCCUGGAUCUGAUCCGCGACGACGACGACGACGACAACGGGCUUCAGUCUGGACCUGGAGGCGAGCCAGCCACAGAGUUCCUCAAGUGCAACAAGGCGGCUUGGCGCAUGCCCGGUCAGUACCUGGUCGUCCUGCAUGAAGGGACGCACGAGUCUCAGGUCCAGAGGACAGUCAGGAGGCUGAGAGCCAGAGCCGCCCGGAGAGGAAGCCCGCUGGAGGUCCUGCAGACCUACUCUGGAGUUCUGCAGGGCUUUCUGGUCAAAAUGAGCCACGAUGUGCUUCACCUGGCUUUGAAGCUUCCUCAUGUCCAAUACGUAGAGGAAGAUUCGUUCAUCUUUGCCCAGAGCGCCCCCUGGAACCUGCAGCGAUUACUGCAGCCUCAGGGUGGCGUCUCAGUAAACGGAACGUACCUGCCUCCGAAUGAUGGAGAGAUGGCCGAGGUGUACCUGAUGGACGGCAGCGUGCAGAGCUCCCACAGAGAGGUUGAAGGACGAGUUCUCAUCACGGACUUUAAUAAUGUUCCUGAGGAGGACGGAGUCAGAGUUCAUAGGCAGGCCAGUCAGUGUGACGGUCACGGCACGCACCUGGCCGGUGUCGUGACGGGAUCGGAUUCGGGUGUUGCUCGGGGUGCCGGCGUUAACCUGGUCCGUGUGCUGAACUGCCAGGGGAAAGGAACCGUCUCCGGAGCUCUGGCGGGGCUGGAGUUUAUCCGAGCGGCCUUGCUGGCGCGCCCCGUGGACGCGGCGGUCGUCUUACUGCCCUUCAUCGGCGGCGUCAGCCGGUCACUGAACGCAGCAUGUAGAGAGACGGUGGCCCGCGGAGCCGCCGUUGUCGUCGCUGCUGCAGGGAACUACAGAGAAGACGCUUGCCUCUAUUCGCCCGCUUCAGAACCCGAGGUCAUCACCAUAGGGGCCGUGAACUCUGAGGACCAGCUCAUGUCGCAAGGAGCAGGGGGCACCAACUUCGGCCGCUGCGUCGAUCUGUUUGCGCCCGGUGAUGACAUCGGCGUUAGCGCCAGCAGCGACUGCAGCACCUGCUUCACCUCACACAGCGGAACGUCGCAGGCUGCCGCUCACGCUGCCGGCAUAGCAGCCGUGAUCCUGUCCGCCAAUCAGAAGGCCUCCCCGGUGCAGGUCCUGCAGUUGAUGCUGCAUCACUCCGUUAGCAACACAAUUAACUUCCUGUCCCUGUCUGAAACGCAUCGUCUCACAACUCCAAACCUGGUGGCAGCCAUGCCUCCCGCCAACAACCCAACACCAAGUGGCGAGCUCCUGUGUCGCUCAGUGUGGUCAGAAAGGUCAGGCCUGUCGAGCGCGGACGCGGCCGUGAGCCGCUGUCGCGUCGGGGAGGAAAUGAUGGGCUGCAGCAGCUACGCUCCUGACGGCGCCCGCGUGGGAGAAACGCUCACCGAGAGCAACGGACGCAUGGAGUGCGUCGCCUACAAUGGGCUGACAGGCAACGGGGUGUUCGCAGUGGCCCGCUGCUGUGUGGUGGAUGGUCUGCAGUGCCGUGCCCACGCGAGCCCCGGGCCCGGGCGGGACGCUCUGUGUGCGGGCCCACAGCACCACCUCACAGGGUGCACCAGUUGGUCCGCAGCCGAGAUCUCGUCCGACUCCCGUCCUCAUCGGGGCGCCGGGAGGACCUGCUCGGUGGAGGACGGAGUCACGUCACACGCGGUCUGCUGCCACGCUCCGUCUCUUCAGUGCCGUCUGUUGGAGACCACGUCGUCUGACAAAGACCAGGUUGAGGUGUCUUGUCCCUCGGGCUGGACUGUGACGGACUGCACCGCCGUCUCCAAGGGCUCUGCCGUCGUCGGGUCAGUGCCUGAGGGCAGCGGCUGCCGGAUCCGCGGCGCGGGGGAAGUGGAGGCGGCGGGCGUAGCCGUCUGCUGCCGUGUCACGCCGCCAGACCCCCCUGCUACAACGCCUAACUGAUCACAGUGUCAUCCGUCUUCUCUCCGAGCUCCUUCACCUCAUGGAGACACUUUAAUGUACCUACAGUAAGCACUUCUGCAAAGCUGUCGAUUUACAGCCAUACGAUUAAGUCGAAACAUGCUCCACGUUGUCUUGUUAGCUGUCUUCAAACCAUCUGGGAGAUACAGGUUAAAAGAAUAAAUAUAUCCUGAUAUUUUUUUGUAUCUUUGUACAAGCAUAAUAAACAAUCAUGACGUACAGUCUGUAACACUG